AUGAGAUUUCGGGAAAUUCAAGCAAAAUUGCAGGCUUUGACAAUGGAAAUAGAACACUACCGACCGGAGCCGGAUGCUCCAGAACGAAACGAUGAAAGUAUAUAUUGGCUACGGGUAUUGUCGACUUCGUUAGGAAUUUGGCCCGAAAAGUUCAUCGGGACCAACCAGAACUGGUGGAAGCGUUUAUAUUAUUUCAUGAUUGUGAUGCACUGGUACAACACGUACUUGCAAGUGGAAUUUUUCUGUAAUAAUUUCGGUGAACUGAAAACCCUGACCGAGGGUCUCUGUUCUUUCUGCAGUAUUAGCACGACUGGAAUAAAAAUAAUGCGGCUACACAGUUACUCGGACGAAAUCUUCGAAAUACUUCAAACUAUGAAGAAUCAUGAAAUUUUAAGAAAGAUUUGCUUUUUGAAAAAAGGAAAAAACAAACAGAUCUUCGAGAACAUCGAAAAAAUCAUGCAGGAUAAAUGGAAGGAAGUUAACAUCAACUUGCGCCUCUACGCCUUUUCGGUUGGAAUCGUGGCUAGUUCGUAUUCUGUCGUACCCGCCAUUAUUAAUUUGAUCAAUCUUUUCCAAGGAAAUGAUAUUCCAAAGCGUUUUGUCUAUAAGACGUACUAUCGCUACAUGGAGGAGGCAAAGUAUCAUUCACCGCUCCAUGAACUGUUGUUCUGCUCGGAAUCGCUAUCCGGUUUCACCACCUGGGCUGGAGUUGUGUCUUUCGACGGGUUGUACGUACUUCUAACGAUGCACGUCGUUGCCAUGUUCAGCACGUUGAAUCUGAUCAUCAAGGAUACGACUAACGUUAACUUCAACGAUGAGGAGAGUGUAUUUUUCCUGCGCGAGUGCAUCAAACAUCAUACGAGAGCCAUGAAGUUCAUGGAAUCCAUUAAUGAGAUCUUCUCGCCAAUUCUUGUUGUUCAAUUGUUCACCAGUACGUCAAUCAUUUGUGUGAUCGCCUUUCAUACCAGUGCGAAUGCGAGCGAACGCGACUCGCAAACCCUUGUGAUGAUUUUCUACUUGAUCGCUGCCUUUUAUCAACUGUUCUUAUUCUGCUGGUAUGGACAAAGAGUCCAAAAUGAGAGCGUGGAAUUGCCCAACUCGGUGUACGAAUGCGACUGGUACAAGCGUUCGAAGAAAUUCCAAUCGACAAUGCACAUUAUGUUCCUGGACGUUCAGAAAACGGUGGAUAUCAGUGCUUUUAACCUGUGUGUUAUGUCACUGGAAACGUAUCUGACGAUCGUGCGAACUGCUGCAUCAUACUUUACGGCACUACAAACUUUGACCGAAGAAUAGAAAAAUAAGUCAAUUGUUAAUCUCUAUAAGUGAAAAAUAGUAAGCUUCAAUUGUAUUUCUUAAACUGCUCACCCAAAUAAAAAUUUGU
Topomyia yanbarensis is the source of this 1381-nucleotide messenger RNA. RefSeq names its product odorant receptor 63a-like. Gene Ontology annotation, molecular function: odorant binding; olfactory receptor activity. Gene Ontology annotation, biological process: detection of chemical stimulus involved in sensory perception of smell; sensory perception of smell. Gene Ontology annotation, cellular component: plasma membrane. The transcript is spliced from 8 exons. Lineage: Eukaryota; Metazoa; Arthropoda; Insecta; Diptera; Culicidae. The record is from RefSeq and is a predicted model, not a curated record. Bases 1 to 1293 code for a protein of 430 amino acids.